AAAAUUCGCCUGGACCAUUUCAUGAUUUCAUGGGUUUUGGAAACAACAAAAUCUUCGAACAUGUUGAAUAAAAUCGUGUUUUAGACUAAAUAUUUGUUUUCAUCUGUAUAUAUAGAUCAACAGUAACAUUUUCACUUGUUUUCUGUCCAGUUCAUGUUGGUACAGAUUCCAAAGCUGAGGGUUAGAUUGCAUGCUCAACCAAUCGGAGUGAAGUUGCUUCAUAAUGUCACCGUCCGGGCCUGGGCAGAACGUGGCCAAUGCCAUCAUCCCGGGCAGCGUCCGUUACUACUGGGGUCGCAUACCUCGAGAAGACGCAGAGCGCAUCCUGAGGAUGAAAGGGAAUGGUUUGACAGAAGGAAUGUUCCUAUUGAGGGAAAGCUCGUCCAAGUUUGGCAACUUCGCUGUCUCUCUCUGCCAUGACAACAGAGUCCAUCACUACAGUAUUGAAAGAGAUAGUGAUGGGAUGGUUUGGAUCCCUGGAGGGAAGAAAUUCAUCGGUCCGGUGGAACUUGUGCGCUAUCACUCGGAAUUCAUUGCCGGCUUCCUGACUCGUCCAUCUGCACCCUGUAAUAGAGGUCCUGGGGAGAUACCAAUGGUGUUCAAAGGUGUUCCUAUGUACGAGAUGGAACAAAAAGUUAUCGAGCUGAUGAAAUCUCGCAGAAUCAAAGGACAAGAUUUAGAAUAUGCACUUGGUCGAGACCGUGCCAAGUAUUUAUCAGAAGUGGCCAAGCAGUUGCACUUGGGGCAACCUUGGUACCAUGGAGUGAUUGACAGACCCGAGGCAGAGCGCCGCCUCACAGCUGGCACAGGACACAAAAAUGGAAAGUUUCUUGUAAGACAACGGGGCGAGAAAUCGUAUGCCUUAACCUUGAGCUAUGAAGGACAGUGCGUUCACUACUUGAUUGACCUAUCUAAACAUGGUCACUACACUAUUGAGAAUGGAACAAAGUUUAACAGCUUAAUGGAGAUGAUCGACGUUUUCCACAGUCGGUUGGAGGGACUCCGUUGUAAAUUAAAAUGUGCCUGUUAUCGUCCAGACUUCCAAGCAGGAGGUGCUGCAGCGGUGUCCGGAAUAUGGCAGGACAUGACCACUUAUCGUGAGGUCUGCAACAGAAGUAUUCCAGGGGCUAAUCUUAAACCAGCACCUGAGAUCGUCCCCAACAAACAUCCUGUAACCCGCCCAGUUAUGGACCACGUUGAUGGAGAAUCCAUUUGGGAUGAACCAGACUUGCCUGAUGUGCCUCCUGAUACACCCCCUGCUGUGCCCACGGCCCCUCGACCAAACCGAGUCAAUGAAUACGACCCUUAUGAUAAGAAGAUAUACGAUGUAGUCCCCAGAGAUAAUGAAAUGAUGAAUCUACCCAGGAAGCAUCUCGAUCUCAAAGAGCCACUUGGUUCUGGUCAAUUUGGCGACGUAUUAAAGGGUUUUUAUUUGAGGAAGGGAAAAAACAUUCCAGUGGCGGUCAAAACGUUGAAGAGUGACACGGCUCAUCAAGGGGAGGGAGAAUUAAUGAAAGAAGCGAAACUUAUGCAGGGCAUGGAACACAAGCAUAUAGUUCGAAUGAUAGGUGUUUGUAAGGCAGAGAUGAUUAUGCUGGUGAUGGAACUUGCUCCACUUGGGCAGCUUAACAAAUACCUCAAGAAACAUCCUGAAGCUCCACAUGUGAACCUCAUUGAUUUACUCCACCAGAUCAGUAUGGGAAUGAAGUACUUGGAGGGUGUCGGCUUCGUCCAUCGCGAUCUCGCCGCAAGGAACGUGCUCUUGGUGGACCCACUCUUUGCCAAGAUCAGUGACUUUGGCAUGUCCAAGGCCUUGAAUAUAGGAAACGAUUAUUACAGGGCAACCAAUGUCGGGAAGUGGCCCCUGAAGUGGUAUGCCCCUGAGUGUAUCUACUAUUACAAGUUUGAUUCACGGUCAGAUGUUUGGAGUUAUGGCGUCACAAUGUGGGAGACAUUUAGUUACGGUGGAAAACCGUACAGGGGUAUGAAAGGGACUGCCAUCCUUGGGAUGAUUGAAGAGGGCGAGAGACUGCUGAAACCAGACCGAUGUCCUGACAAUGUCUACGAUGUCAUGAGGAAGUGUUGGACUUACAAACGAGAGGAGAGGCCCAACUUCACCCAAAUCGAAAAGUUGAUGGCAGAUUUACUUAAAUCGAUGAGAAAAGGCCAGAACAACCAAGGUGGUGCUUGGGGCGGUCGAUAACCACCAACAUGUGAGCAUCUCCGCUGAAUGCAACGUUUCUUUGCAUUCAUACACUGUGCAAUGUAACCUGGACUGUUUUCAGUGUUUGAUAGUUUUUCACACGCCUGUGAAUUAUUUUGAAAAAAAAGGUGAAUAUGAAGGGCUACUUAUUUUGUUGGUUUCCUGCAGGUGUUACAAUUGUUCUUGAAAACACGUUGUCUAAAUUUUUCCAGAUUUCACAAUCAUGUUCAAAAACAUGCCAUGUGGUGUGGAGUUCUCUUUGUCUCAGUUUAUGCCAAGGGGGUUGAAAUAUUCAAGGUAGAAAGACUGAAGAUGGCAAACCCUUUUUGUGACUUUCUGUGCAAGAUAAAAGAUGGCGUCCUCGUUGGUGGACAUGACAUGACUGCGAUCACCAAUUGUUACCACAGGUCGUAGGGAUUCCAAUUGCUUGUUUUUUGGGCACCAAAGUUUCCACCGCAUUGGGAACGGGGCUGUUAAUAUGAUUGUUUUCAUUUGAAUUCCAUGAGUGUAUACAUAUAAAGAGAGCUACUGUUGUAAGCUUCGGGUAUUAUUCAAGGCAUUAUUGUAUUAUACAACAUUUACUACUGGUGAUCUCAGUUAAUUCAAGAAUUUAUAACAUAUGGGUUAUAGCCCCGGAUAUAAAGAAAUCAUGAUACCGGUACUUAUUUCUUCAAACUUUACACCAAAAUGUUAAAGUUCGAUAUAAAUUGGGGAAAAUAUCAAUAGAUAUUUAUUUUAUAUUUCCUCGAUAUUUUUGAACUGAGUAUUUGGAAGGGUCAAAAACAAGCAGAACUCUCCACCUGAUUUUACAUUCUGAAAAUCAGCCCCACUCAGCUGAUCUCAGCGCACCAGGGUGUGCUUGCUUGCUUGCUUCAUAAGUAUGUAUGGGGCAAUAGACUGAUAGGUAUUGGACUUCAAUACACCCUCUAAAUGACUGCUGAUCUCUGUCUUGCAUGAAGAUAAAGCUGUGUUACCUAUUGUAAAAUGGCAGUGGACAUAUUUAUAUCUCUUAAAUAAUCUGAGGAACUUUUCAGUAUUAUUUUAUGUUAAUAUUUUGUGAUACUGCACAGUUUUAAUCACUUCACUACUUGUGCAACAUUAUUCGGUUGAGGACGGCUUUCUACAGCAUAUUUCACAGAGAUAUAACUUAGCUAUGUGUGUUUUGUCAUGCAUUGUGGGAUAUCGCCUCAUGAUGCAUCGUUCUGGUUUUGUGUUCUCCCGGAGCAUGCAUCAUCACGAGUUGGGCCAGAAUAUUAGUCUAACAUAGUGCAGUGGUAAAGACUGAUGUGAGGUACAUGCAGUGCAGUGGUAAAGACUGAUGUGAGGUACAUGCAGUGCAGUGGUAAAGACUGAUGUGAGGUACAUGCAGUGCAGUGGUAAAGACUGGUGUGAGGUACAUGCAGUGCAGUGGUAAAGACUGGUGUGACGGUUGUCAGCUUUUAUCAUGAUCACGAUCAGAUGUAGUCCUGUUUAUUUGCGAAUGUUCUUCUCUGUUUAUGUUCAACUUGUGGCAAGUAUUAUCUUAACUUUCUUGCUGCUAGUCGCGCUGACAGGCUUAUUAUACAUAAUACAGCAUGCUACAGUUGCUUGCACACUGGACAAUUAUACAACCAGAGGAAAUGUCUUACAUGUACAACUUUGGGGGAAGUUGAUUGGUUUACAUUGUUUUUUGAUCAAAAUUGCGUUAAAACGGUUGUGGUGCAGAUUUUGACUGCUUUUGGUCCAAAAUACGAUGUAAGUUUGUUUCACAUUAGUAAUCAGGACAGCUCUAAAUAGGACAGUAUCUGUUUAUCUUGAGGAUGCUCUUGAUAAAGAGGUUCUAUAGAAUGCAGCUUGAAAUGGGGAAAGCUGUGUUUAAUGUCAAUAUGUCCUGUUGAUAGAACAGUUCACAAUCCAAGAUAAUUUGUGAUUAUUCUCCAGGGAAACUUGUUAGGCCUUCUCAUACUAUCCUGGUGCAGCAUUCAAUGUAUAUAUGCUAAGCCUUCAUCUUAUUUAUAGUAGAAUAUAAACAGUCGAGCGGGAGGGGGGCAUUAUGUUCAAGGGUUGUGCGACUGUGGAAGAACGUCCCACUUGAAGAGAAAAGACUUACAUGUACUCUAACUGUAUUGUCAUGGCCUUAAUACAUGUACUCUAACUGUAUUGUCAUGGCCUUAAUACAUGUACUCUAACUGUAUUGUCAUGGCCUUAAUACAUGCACUCUAACUGUAUUGUCAUGGCCUUAAUACAUGCACUCUAACUGUAUUGUCAUGGCCUUAAUACAUGUACUCUAACUGUAUUGUCAUGGCCUUAAUACAUGUACUCUAACUGUAUUGUCAUGGCCUUAAUACAUGUACUCUAACUGUAUUGUCAUGGCCUUAAUACAUGUACUCUAACUGUAUUGUCAUGGCCUUAAUACAUGUACUCUAACUGUAUUGUCAUGGCCUUAAUACAUGUACUCUAACUGUAUUGUCAUGGCCUUAAUACAUGUACUCUAACUGUAUUGUCAUGGCCUUAAUACAUGUACUCUAACUGUAUUGUCAUGGCCUUAAUACAUGUACUCUAACUGUAUUGUCAUGGCCUUAAUACAUGCACUCUAACUGUAUUGUCAUGGCCUUAAUACAUGUACUCUAACUGUAUUGUCAUGGCCUUAAUACAUGUACUCUAACUGUAUUGUCAUGGCCUUAAUACAUGUACUCUAACUGUAUUGUCAUGGCCUUAAUACAUGCACUCUAACUGUAUUGUCAUGGCCUUAAUACAUGCACUCUAACUGUAUUGUCAUGGCCUUAAUACAUGUACUCUAACUGUAUUGUCAUGGCCUUAAUACAUGUACUCUAACUGUAUUGUCAUGGCCUUAAUACAUGUACUCUAACUGUAUUGUCAUGGCCUUAAUACAUGUACUCUAACUGUAUUGUCAUGGCCUUAAUACAUGUACUCUAACUGUAUUGUCAUGGCCUUGGUACUGGUGCUGCCAGUACAAAGUCACUACUUGUUUCUCAAGCUAUCUUUUAGUAAUCCACUGUAAGUAAACUCCCAUCGCAGUCCAGAUGUAUGGACACCGUUCCUAUAUUAUCCAAGUGUACAGUAGAAGUUAAUUCUAUGAGAAAUAAAUUUUAUAUAUUUUUACAUGA
Molecule: messenger RNA, 5310 nt
Organism: Lineus longissimus
Lineage: Eukaryota; Metazoa; Nemertea; Pilidiophora; Heteronemertea; Lineidae
Product: tyrosine-protein kinase SYK-like
Exons: 15
Coding region: 224-2203 (659 amino acids)
Biological process (GO): protein phosphorylation; intracellular signal transduction
Cellular component (GO): cytoplasm
Molecular function (GO): ATP binding; non-membrane spanning protein tyrosine kinase activity
Source: RefSeq, a predicted model, not a curated record